UAUAAAUAAUAAAUUUUAAUUUAUUAAUAACAAAGUCUAGUUCUUUUUUAUACAAAACAAAAAUUGCGCCCUCUUGUAAUCUUCAUGAUUUCAACAACAAAUAUCAAAACAUUUUGUUUAUAAAAAUUGAAACAAAUUUUUAAAUAUAUAAAAAUAAAAAAAUGACAACAAUAAAAACUCACAGUGGUAUUGAUAUUCUACGACUUCCAGUUGAUCAAGAAGAACAUGUUUUUCCACCCUGGGGUAUUAAAUACACCCAAUCACAUAUAUUACACUCAAAAUGUUCAAAGAAUGAAGAAGGUUGUGCUGAUGAUGACACUGAUCCAUGCACAUUUUGUCUUUAUAAUACAGCAUUAAAAAUGCCCCACAUGCCAGACAUGGUAUUUCCAAAUAACAUUCUCAUUUUGAAACAUGAACGUGGAUCAAUUAUUGAAUUUAAAGCAAUUGAUGCAUUACAAUUAGUUGCCAAUGGAAAAAUUGAUCUUAAAUUAGCUUGUUCAGAAGCAUGGCAUGAAUCAAGAUCAGAUUGUAAAGAAUAUCUUGAAGAAAAAGUAAAACCAUUUGAUUGGACAUUUACAACAAAUUACAUGGGAACAAUAACAGGAUUAAAAGUUUUAGAUACUGAUGAAAAAAUUGAUCUUGAAAAAUUAAAAAGAAAAGAUAAAAUAUUAUUUUAUCAUGAUUUAACAUUAUUUGAAGAUGAAUUACAUGAUAAUGGAAUUGCAUCAUUAUCUGUUAAAAUUCGUGUCAUGCCAGGAAGUUUUUUUAUUCUUCUUCGUUAUUUUUUGAGAAUAGAUAAUGUAAUGUUACGUGUUAAUGAUACAAGAAUGUAUCAUGAAUUUGGUAAUGAUUAUAUUUUACGUGAAUAUACAUCAAGAGAAGCUAAAGUUCCAGAUAUAACUGUAUCACCAACAUUAUUUGUUGAACCUAGUCUUAUUGCUCCACAUCUGCCACUGACUAAAAGUCUAUAUCAAAAACUUGUAUUACCACAAAAACCAUCUGCACAAUCAUCAUCAUCAUCAUCAUCAUCAGACAAAAUUUCAAAUACAGUUGAUUCAUCUUAGUUUAAGUAUCAUUUGAUACUUACAAUUUGUAAAUAAACUGUGCUAAUUUUUCUUGAUAAUAUAAAUUGAGUUUGUUAUUAAUAAAUUA
Aphidius gifuensis is the source of this 1152-nucleotide messenger RNA. Its product is annotated as TIP41-like protein. The coding region runs from base 162 to 1064 and encodes 300 amino acids. Gene Ontology annotation, biological process: TOR signaling. The record is from RefSeq and is a predicted model, not a curated record. Gene Ontology annotation, cellular component: cytosol. The transcript is spliced from 6 exons. NCBI's taxonomy places the organism in Eukaryota, Metazoa, Arthropoda, Insecta, Hymenoptera, Braconidae.